GUUUAUGGUGUCGGUUCUGGGCUUGCGGGCCUUAGUUCAAAAUAGCAUAUUAUAGCUAUUUUUCUAAGUGUAUGCGUAGAAAUUCAUUGCAAUGAGUACUUGCAGAACCUGCCUAAAAUCUCCAGCCGAUAAAAAUAUUUCAGAGCUGGGUAAAGGUAUAGAAGAUGAUAAUAACCAGAGCGUCGAUAUCAUGGCAUUUUGUUUAGAUAUAAAGGUUACAGAGGACUCUAAAAUAACUACGAAUCUAUGUCACGACUGCUAUCGUAUAAUAAUAUCGUUUUACAAAUUUAAGAUACUAUCCUUAAAAAAUGAUGCAUACUUGAGAUCUCUAGAUGUUGUGCAGUUGAACGACCAAAAGAUUUCUUUUUAUGUGGACGAAAACGGCGUAAAACGUGCAAAUUUCUUGGAACCUGAUGUUUAUGGUUCACAUUUAGUUGAAGGUGGCAGUACAGAAAUUAGAAUAGACGUUAAACAUGAAACAUAUGAAGACCAUGGCACAGUAGAUGAAGAAAUAUUAGGAGAUACACAAACAUAUGAGGACCAUGACACAAUAGCAGAUUUCUUCUAUCCUUCGGUAUCCAUCAGUAGCCACCCCGCCCCUCUUAUGGAUGUAGAUGAUGAUGGAGGUAGAGACGGAGGAGAGCCAUCUAGCAAAGUAGAGGAUAUUAAAAGUAAAACUAUUAAAAGGGCUAACAGAACGGUGCCAAAACGUAAAAAACCUAAAUCCAAGAAAAAAAGCCAAUCAGCAAAAAAGAAAGGCCUGAAAGAAGAUGGAAAGGUGUCACCAGGGCCUCAUACCUGUGAGCAGUGUGGUGUGACCGUACUUGACAUCAAGUCACACUCCCUGACUCACACAUCAAAGGAUGAGCGAAGAAUGCUGAAGUGCAAGGCGUGCCCUAAGAUGUUUGUUUCCAGAGGUGGUAGACGCAGGCAUUUCAACAUCCACCAUUUAGGUCGAAAGGCCAAGUGUGAUAUUUGUAACGGAGAUUAUGUUCAUCUGGACACACACAUCAAACAAGUGCAUAAGAAGGACGAACUACGAUUUGCCUGUGAGACAUGUGGGCGCCGCUUCGUGUCCCGGCCUGUGCUGGACCAGCACAUGUUCUCGCACGCUGAGACCAUAGAUAAACAAUUUAAAUGUGACCUCUGCCCCAAGGAGUAUGCGUUCAAGAAGUGUCUUCAAGAUCAUAUAAAGCGAACCCAUGAACAUAGAAGGAACUACCAGUGCGAGUACUGUACCAAAACGUUCUACGCCAGAAAUGAAUUAGUAAAUCAUUUAAGGAUGCACACAAACGAGCGGCCAUUCGAGUGCGGAGAGUGCGGCAAAGCCUUCGCGUGGAGGAGGGCGCUAGUGUCGCACAUGCUCGUUCACAGCGGUAUCAGGGACUUCAAGUGCCAACUCUGCGACCAGACCUGCAGAACAACUUCCGACCUAAAGACCCACAUGAUCACGCACACGAAGGAGAAGCGUUACUCCUGCCAGCACUGCGGCAAGCGCUUCGGCCGCGCGGACUCCUGCCGGCGACACGAGGCCGGCCACCAGAAACAACCUGCUGCCGACUGAACACCCUAUUAAUUAUCUAGUAUUGAAUGAAA
Molecule: messenger RNA, 1596 nt
Organism: Cydia fagiglandana
Lineage: Eukaryota; Metazoa; Arthropoda; Insecta; Lepidoptera; Tortricidae
Product: zinc finger protein 85-like
Exons: 7
Coding region: 92-1564 (490 amino acids)
Cellular component (GO): nucleus
Molecular function (GO): zinc ion binding
Source: RefSeq, a predicted model, not a curated record